Rotaria sp. Silwood2 is the source of this 1710-nucleotide messenger RNA. NCBI's taxonomy places the organism in Eukaryota, Metazoa, Rotifera, Eurotatoria, Philodinida, Philodinidae. The record is from the annotation of a GenBank genome assembly.
AUGGAGUUUUCCAACGAAGAAAAUUCUAUGAUCAUGCUACCUAGCUCAGCAGAUAAACCCCAGCUACCACCACGACCUCGGGACAAUACAGCGGGUGACUGGAGUAAGAUAACGGUUACGAAGACAUUAAAUCAUUCACAAGAUCCGUCAAGUAUAUUUACUUCCGAUCCUGUUAUUUCAAAUCCAAAUCCAAAUGGUGGCAGUUCGUCAGCAUCUACAAUUUUAUCUGCAGACCGAAACUCCAAAAUCAACAUCAAACAAUCAAUGGAGGAAGUUUCUAUCGCUCAAACUUCAUAUGAAGUAGGCGCCGCAGUUGCUGCUAGCACUGUUAGUCAAAUUGAAGAAGAUAAAAUAAGAACGCGCAGUAUUAUCGCAGAAUAUGGCGUUGAUCCUACGGAAAUGCUCUAUCUUGGAAAAAACUACGAGCUGCUCGAUGUGCCCGGUUUCGAUUCGCCAAUUAAAGAACACCGUGAUGCUGGUCUACGAGCUGUAAAAAUAGCUGAUGCUUUCGUUUUUCUGACCAAUGGUCAGCAACCAAGUUUAACUGAACCACAAAUAUGUCUUCUUCGUGAAAUUCAACAAAAUCAAUUCGGAGCCAUGGAACGUGCAUUUGGUAUCAUUACUAAACUUGAUCUUUGCCAAACUGCAGAAAAGUAUCAGGAACAUUACAUGAAAGCCGCUCAGGAAUUGUUAGAUAAAAACUUUAAAUCCGAACGUGUCUAUGCUGCUUGUCCACGAUUACAGACUUUGAAUCCAGGAUCGGAAGAAUUUCGUGUUAUCGAUCACAAAGUACGCCACUUUGGUGAAGAACUCGCAAAUGGAUUCGAAAAUAGUAAACAUGGUCUUAAGAACUUUAUCGAAUUCGAAUUACCAAAAACGCAUUUAAAGCAGUUGCUCGAUAUCGGACGAAUGCAAUUGACACGUCUUGUUUUGGAACGAUUACAACGGAUCAAAGAGAAGCAAUUGUUACCGGAAAAUAUAAUGAAAAUGUCCAUUGAUGAUUAUGUGAAAGAAUAUAAUAUUGAAAAAUGGGAUGAACUUUUCCGCGAGCAUAUUUUCUCUCCAAUGUGUCGCAGAGCACAUACUUGGCACACAACUGUUAUUACCAAAGAACGUUCUAAAUUUCUUGCAGGCGUCAAAAAAAAUUUUUAUAAUACAUUUAUGGAGCGAACAAAACAAUUCAUGGAACGACGGCAUCCGGUAGAAGAUAUGAUAUUUGAAAUGCCUAACUAUGCAAAAAUACAUUUAAAUACUCAUCCGAUUGAUAAUAGUGAACGAGAAUCAUUAUGUGCUGAGCUGGAGAAAAUUGUUGACAAAUCGUCUGACAUUCUGGCUGAAUACUUCUAUCACCAAUACAUUUGCCAGUUUGAAAACAUCUUGAAUGAAGUGUGUCCGCAAUUGCGGGAUUUAUUUCGUUCAAAACUAACCAUAGAAAAGUGCAGAAAUGAAACACAUGCACUUGUUCUGAGAGUUUGCCGUCCCAUUAUUAUCGCUGCUUUGAGAUUUUCGCAUACAGAUUUAGAACCCAAACGUGACGCCAUCAGAUGUUUGAUUAAUUGUGCUCCAAUAGUGGCAUUUAGAGUAGUCAAUUUUGGAGAUGGAGGCCGUAAUAAUGGCAUAUUUGAUAUGGAAAUAUUAAAUGAAGUAGAACAAUUAUCAGGCAAGAAUACAGCUACAGCGAUUAUACUCAAAGCACUUUUCAAGAAAUAA